CGACAAAAGUCAAGUCAAAAAGUGGCUUCUCCGGGUAAUGAGCGCAGUGGAGCUGGUCGGGCUAGUGUGGGAGGGACGCGUCGACAUAGUGUGUGGACACAGCUGACACUCGGUGCGGUGUAUCGACGACAUCACAAGUUGGGCUGACUUGCUGCCUUUGGUGUUUGAUUGGAAGUCGCUGACAGGUCACCUGUCACAAUGAAGAAAAGCAAAAGCAAAAGCUCCAUCGUUACACCGGUCAAGCAAACGAGCGUUACCUCGACAGAAUUGACGACUCUGAUCGAGAAGCUGCAGAGGAAUGCUGAUAAAGUGGAGAAGAACAUCUAUGAUGUGGAGCAGAACCUCAACAAGGAUGUCAGUAAGAUCAAUGAGGGCAAGCAGCCACUGUAUCAGGAGGAUACCAACAAGCGACUCCUCAAUUCUCUGGAGCUGCUCGUCGGCCUGGAUGAUGAUGCUGUCAAUGCCAAGCGCCUUCGGCAUCCUCAGGCAGAGAUGAUAGAACAAGACAUGAGGCAGCUGCGGGAGAGAGUGAACAAGCUGAGAGAUGACCACGAGCGUAUCUACCAACUCCUGCGCACGGAGGGAGUGCCCACCAUCAACUGGGGCAACAUGAUGGAUGAGAAACUGGACAUGCUGAGCAACAAGGGCUUUGGCCAGGACCUACCAUCUGUGGAGAAUGACGUGGAGGAACACAACAUCUUUCAUAGUGAGGUGGAAGCUUUGGCUCCUCACAUUUCUGCUGGUGGUGACAAGGAAUAUGUCAGUGGCCUCCAGAUGAAGUACAACAAAUUGCUGGCCCUUUCCAGUGAUCGCCAGCGCCACCUACUGAGCCUCCGUGACUACAUGCAACGCUGCACCAACGAGCUUUACUGGAUGGACCAGCAGGCUGAUGAGAGAAUCAACUAUGACUGGAGUGACGCCAACCUCGACUAUCCUGCCCGCCAGAGACAGUAUGAGAACUUCAUCAGCAAAUGUCUGGAGUCCAAGGAGGGGACAAUCACCAAGCUCAAUGAAGAUGGAGAAAAGUUGAUUGCAUCAAAGCAUCCAGGGGCAAAUGUUAUUGAGGCUCAUACAGAGGCUGUGCAUGCUGACUGGAAGGAGUACCUCAAUCUGCUCAUCUGUGAGGAAAAUCACCUGAAACACAUGGAUGAAUAUCACAAGUUUCACAAGGAGGCACGUGACACCCAGGACCUGUUAAAGCGACUGGACACGGAGGUCAAACAAAAAUACAACCCUGAGUUCAAGGAUGUGUACCAGAUGGAAGCUCUGAUCAGAGAGCUGGAGGACCAAUCCAAAGCCAUGGACCAUUUUGAUGAACGGGUCAAGGCUCUUCAGAAACGUGGCCAGCAAGUUUUGCCUCUGAAGUACAGACGGGAGAACUCGCAAAAGCUUCUCCCCGUUGAAUCUCUAUGCGAUUUCGACACGGAUGAGGGGCAAAUUGUGCGUGGAAACCGAUACGCUCUACUUCGCAACAAUGGAGCCAAGUGGGACGUGAAAGACGCAGCUGGACAAAAAUUGUCUGCUCCAGCCAUCUGUUUCAUUAUUCCCCCCACAGAUGCUGACGCUGUAUCCCUCGUUGACAACUUGGCUGGACAGCAAAAUUCUCUCAAGCACAAACUGGGAGACAGCAAAGCAGCACUGCUGAAGCGCUUUGAUGAGCUGAAAAAAUCCAGUGGCGGUGCAGACAAGCAGGAGCAACAGUGUCGCCAAAUGAUGGCUGGACUAGAUAAAGUUGCCCGAGACCUGGACACACAAGAGAGAGCUCUUCAAUCUCGAAUGCGCCCACCGCUGGAUCUGAAGAAGCCGCUUCAGGAUAGCAGUGACCGCCUGCAGGAUUUGAGGGAUAUUGACAUUGCAGUUCAUAGAAUUGAACCAGAAAAGACCUCCAAAGUGCAAGAAGCAAAGAACUUUUUGGUCUCAAACUCGAAAUGUCCCAGCGCUCCUUACCUUCACAGUAAAUCUGAUGAUGUCAACAAGAAGUACAACUCCUUAGAGCAGCUUCUUCAGUUGUCUCAGGAAAAAAUGAAGAAUUCUAACCAGCUGGAGGCUUCACUUCAAAAUGGAAAGGCUGUACUGUCCAGUUACGAGAACAGGUUGGCCAGGGAGGAGGUGGCUCCUCCCGAUUUGUCGUCAUUGGAGAAAACUCAGCGCGAGCUUGCCGAUAUUGCGUCAGAUCUAAGAUCCAAGAGAGCGGUGGUCAAUGAGACUGAGCAGAACCUGCGUUUGGCCAAAAGCAGCGCUGACCAAAUGGCCAUAAAAUUCCAAGAGCAUUGCCCUGACAUUGAGAGACAGGAAGCUGAUGUCCAGAAGCUAAACAAGCGCUUCAACAUCCUGAACAAUCAGGUCGACAUCAGGUCUCAAUGUUUGCAGAGGGCUAAGAUGUCAAACAAUAAUUAUCGCAACGAUUAUAACAACAUGAACAGCUGGCUUGCUCGUAUUCCAAACUACGAGCCGUCUGAAACCGAUGACUUAAAGCAGCUGGACGUCAAACUCAAGAAUCAGAGGAAUUUGCUCUCAGAUAUCGCAAGGAAAGAAUCCGACAUGAACAAUCUUUCCAAAAAUAGCCAACUUUACCAGCAAGCUAUCAAAGACUAUGAGACAGAAACUGGGAAGUUCAGAUCCAUACUCGACCUUGAUGAUGGACUUGUACCUCAGACAUACAAGCGGAGCCGAAUGGAAUCUCCUUCACUGUUAGUCAAAGCAGAGGAAGGUGCUGUUGAGGCCAAAUAUACUGAGGUCAACUCUGUGAACAAGCAAAGACUACGUAACCUGGAGUUCGCCCAUAGCCUUCUCAGCCAGCAACCAGAUAUCCCGCUGAUCCAGUCCACAAAUGUCCAGUCAGUUAAUGCCUCUGCCGGAGGGGAGCUUUGGAGAAUUAAGAAGCAGUUGCAAGAUGAGAUCCAGAGGAGAGAGCAGUUAGAGAAAGAAAUUGAGAUAAUCCAGACUGACAUAUAUGUCUUGGAAGGACAGAAGCCUCAGGAUACUAUUGUCAAGAAGGAGCUAAUCAAAAAAGUUCCUGAUCCUCAGCUAGAUGAGGAAGUGUAUAAGGUUCAGCAGAAGCUUUCAGAGGAACGUCGGAUUACACAUGUUCUGGAGAAUGAUUAUGAAGUCCUAAAAUUGAAGCUGCGUGGUGUUGAGACCGAGGUCAAGGAAGGAGCACAGCAAUACAUGGUGAAAGAGGUUCUCAGGAUCGAAAGAGAUCGUGGUCAGGAAGAGGAGAUGCGCCAGCUUCGGGAAGAGUUGGAAGAGCUCAGAAGGCAGAAGUUGCUCAAAGACAAUGAGAUUAUUCAGAUCAAAAAGCAGGUGACCAUCCUGGCCGGAGAAAAGAAUAAGGAGCAAGAAGUUAUUAAAGAAGAAGAAGUAAUAAAAGUUCAAAAUGACCCCCAACUUGAAACCGAAUACAGACUUCUCUUGAGCAGGAGACAAAAAGAAACUGAUGGAAGGAAGCAAUUGGAGGAUGAAUUGAAAUUUCUUCAGGAGAAACUCCGUCGGCUGGAGAAAGAGAAAGCAAUGGCUGAGGAGAAGAUUUCCAUUAAGGAGGUCCUUAAAGUAGAGAAGGACGUUGCCCUCGAAAGGGAGGUGGAAAACCUUAGGAGGCAGUAUGAAGAUGAGAAGGCCAAGCGGAGAUCAUCCCAGCGAGAAAAAACGGACCUUCAAAGAAAGAUUACUAGUCUGGAGGAGGAGAAGUCCAAGGUUGUGAUCCAAGAGAAGAUGCGGGAAAUUGUCCGUCCUGACCCCAAGGCCGAGAACGAGGUAGCCAAUCUCAGACUUGAACUUGUCGAGCAACAGAGGCGCUAUAAAGAUGCGGAGAUGCAGUUUAGAUCUUUGCAGGAUGAGCUGACCAUGCUUAAGAACAGGGGACCUCUAGUGGAGGUCAAGGAGAUCAUCAAAGAGGUCAUCAAGUACAAGACCGAUCCACAGACUGAAAGAGAACUUGAGAGACUUCGCAAUGAAAUUGUUGACAAAACUCACCAGACUGAGAAAUCUGAGAUGGAGAUCCGCCAACUUAAUGAUGAAAUUCAUAGAUGGAAAGAAAUGAAACCUCAAGUGCAGACUAAAGAGGUUGUCAAUGAAGUGCUGCAGUACAGAGAGGACCCAAAAACGAAGGAAGAAGUUGAGAUCCUUAAAAGAAGACUGGCUGAAGAACAGUCGAAACGUCUCGAACUUGAGAGAGAAAGGUCAUCCCAAGAGGAAAAGAUCAGACUAAGGAAGAUAGAUCUUUCUCAGGUGCGUGAGAAGUUUGUUCAGCAGGAAGUGGUCAAGAUGGAAGAGGACGCUAUGCUCCGUUCAGAGUGUGAAACCUUCUCGCAAAACAUUAACAAUGAGCAGAGACAGAAGGAUACUCUGAAAGCCGAGCUCUAUCAACUGCAGAGACUGAAGGCCGACUUGGAAAUGCAGUUGGAGGAACUUGAGCGCGAGCGUAGGGCAAGACGUGACGCCGAAUUGGAGAUCCAGAGACUUCGGGUCAGACUUACUGAGCUGGAGAUGCGAGACAAAGAAAAUCGUGAGAAGGUGACUGUCAAGCAAAAGGUAGUCCUGCAGCAAGAUCCUCAACAAGAGAAGGAACAUUCUAUUCUCAAACUUCAGCUGGAUGAAGAGAGGCAUAAACGUAUCUUGCUUGAGAAAGAGCUGAACGCGCUGAUCCAGCAGCAGGUUACCUUGGAGAAGAUGGACGUGAAAGAAAGAAUUGUUCGCACGGAGAAGGUUCAGGUUGAGAAGGAUCCGGAGGCUGAGCAUGAAAUUGAGAACCUCAAGAGGACUCUGGAGGAGGAGAAAAGAAGAAAGAGAGACCUCGACCAAGAGUUGGUAACUGUCACUUCCAGGAUGACUGAGAUCGAAUUUUCCAACACCAAGUCAAGUAAGGAGCUGGACUAUAUCCGAGAUGAAAGUAGUCGCCUGCUGCAGGAAAACCAAAGAUUGCAGAAUGAAAUUCGCAAGCUUCGUUCUGAGAUUGAGAUCACCAGCAAAGAGACUCAGCGUAUAACUGAGUCGGGACCGAGAGACGAUGGAAAGAACCUGGAGUUAAGGCUUGACUCACUACAGAGAGAACUUGCAGAGCUCAGAGGCAUCACCAUGAAAAAAGACGAGGAGAUAGAGAGGCUACAAAAGAGUCUAUCAGCUGUUAGGAUGAAGAGAGAACAGAGAGAAAGCCAUUUGAGAAGGUCCAUUGUUGUUAUUGACCCAGACACAGGUAAAGAAAUGAGACCAGAGGAAGCCUUUAAGCUGGGGCUGAUCGACUGGAAGAUGUUUGUCAACCUGCAAAGCCAGGAGUGUGAUUGGGAGGAGAUCACAGUCAAGGGGCCUAAAGGAGAAUCAUCUGUACUCCAUGAUAGGAAAUCAGGGAAAAAAUUCUCCAUCGAUGAUGCUUUGAGUCUUGGCCACAUCACAAAUCAUCAGCUUCAGCAGUACAUGAACAAACAACUAACUAUCCAGGAGUUUGGUGUAUUGGUGUCGGGGAAGAACAAGUAAAUGAAUCGACAGGAGCAUGUUUGGUUUCAUGCAACAAAAAUUUGAUCUUUUUUAAAAUAUGUUUGCCUUUUACUUGCUUCUGAUUUAGCUUUUUUGGUGAACUGGCACCCCCCCCCCCCCCCCCCCCCACUUCCUUUAUUACAAAAUGCACUCUGUACUUAUUUGCUUAUUCAUACUCCGCUUUAUGGUAUAAAAAUGAACAUGCUGUUAUAACCAAAUUAAAUUGCCAUUAAAUACGGUUUCUGAAGAAUGCCCUUUGCUGAGCUUUAUUUUACUACACUGGGUACAAGGGUAUGCAACUUUUCUUUUUUUUUUUCUAAUACAAUGCAUUAGGAGACUGGAAUGUUUUGAUGAUUUGGGGGAUUUUCCCAGGAAAUUAAAUGUAUUCUAUGCCUAAAUAAAAGUCAAGUUAAAAGGA
Syngnathus acus (greater pipefish) is the source of this 5887-nucleotide messenger RNA. RefSeq names its product periplakin (gene ppl). The transcript is spliced from 22 exons. The record is from RefSeq and is a predicted model, not a curated record. Gene Ontology annotation, cellular component: intermediate filament; membrane; cytoskeleton. Gene Ontology annotation, biological process: intermediate filament cytoskeleton organization; wound healing. Lineage: Eukaryota; Metazoa; Chordata; Actinopteri; Syngnathiformes; Syngnathidae. Gene Ontology annotation, molecular function: cadherin binding; structural molecule activity. Bases 199 to 5469 code for a protein of 1756 amino acids.